Molecule: messenger RNA, 1807 nt
Organism: Sapajus apella (tufted capuchin)
Lineage: Eukaryota; Metazoa; Chordata; Mammalia; Primates; Cebidae
Gene: B3GAT2
Product: beta-1,3-glucuronyltransferase 2
Exons: 3
Coding region: 79-1083 (334 amino acids)
Biological process (GO): carbohydrate metabolic process; chondroitin sulfate proteoglycan biosynthetic process
Cellular component (GO): Golgi membrane
Molecular function (GO): galactosylgalactosylxylosylprotein 3-beta-glucuronosyltransferase activity
Source: RefSeq, a predicted model, not a curated record
GCAGCCGUCCAAGCUGCGCACUGGGGUCCCUCGGCUCGCCCCGCUCUGGGGUGUCGGAGAGGCCGGGGAGCGUUCACCAUGAAGUCCGUGCUGUUCACCCGCUUCUUCAUUCUCCUGCCCUGGAUCCUAAUUGUCAUCAUCAUGCUGGACGUGGACACGCGCAGGCCUGCGACCCCGAUCACCCCGCGCCCCUACUUCUCUCCCUACGCGGUGGGCCGCGGGGGCGCCCGACUGCCGCUCCGUAGGGGCGGGCCGGCGCACGGGACCGAAAAGCGCAACCAAUCUCGGCCACAGCCGCAGCCCGAGCCGCAGCUGCCCACCAUCUAUGCCAUCACGCCCACCUACAGCCGCCCGGUGCAGAAAGCGGAGCUGACCCGCCUGGCCAACACGUUCCGCCAGGUGGCGCAGCUGCACUGGAUCCUGGUGGAGGACGCGGCGGCGCGCAGCGAGCUGGUGAGCCGCUUCCUGGCGCGGGCCGGGCUGCCCAGCACGCACCUGCACGUGCCCACGCCGCGGCGCUACAAGCGGCCCGGGCUGCCGCGCGCCACCGAGCAGCGUAACGCGGGCCUUGCCUGGCUGCGCCAAAGGCACCAGCACCAGCGCGCGCAGCCGGGCGUGCUCUUCUUCGCCGACGACGACAACACCUACAGUCUGGAGCUCUUCCAGGAGAUGCGAACCACUCGCAAGGUCUCUGUCUGGCCUGUGGGCCUGGUUGGUGGGCGGCGCUACGAACGCCCGCUGGUGGAAAACGGCAAAGUCGUCGGCUGGUACACCGGCUGGAGAGCGGACAGGCCUUUUGCCAUCGACAUGGCAGGAUUUGCUGUAAGUCUUCAGGUCAUCUUGUCCAAUCCAAAAGCUGUAUUUAAGCGUCGUGGAUCCCAGCCAGGGAUGCAAGAAUCUGAUUUUCUCAAGCAGAUAACAACAGUGGAAGAACUGGAACCGAAAGCAAAUAACUGCACUAAGGUAUUCAUUUCACUUGUGCUCCCUGACCUCAAGCGUCAGCAUCAAGAAUGUGGUACCCAAGCUGUUUCCUUCCCCUUCAGGUUCUUGUGUGGCACACUCGGACAGAGAAGGUUAAUCUAGCCAACGAGCCAAAGUACCACCUGGACACAGUGAAAAUUGAGGUAUAAAUUGAAGCAGCAACUGGUACAGUUUUGCCCAGCCAGUGGAUCCAUAUGGAAGAGGAUGUUUGGGGUUGAGCCUGCAGAGCAUUCAGGUAUUGUCUGUUUUACUUCAGUACAAAAGCCUUUCUUGUCAUCUGGAUGGACAUUUGUUUACAUGGAGCUUAUCUGUUAACAUAAGCUAAUUGGACAGUACAAAAUGUAUGUUUUGUUGCCAUUUGUUCUGCAUGUUUUCUCUACAACUAAAUUGGAAGAUUUUUGUACAGUACCGAUACUGCAAGAUACCACUCUGAGUAUCUUAUAUAUUUUUUUUCCUCUAAUUUUCCCUUAUAAUUAGUAGACCUGAACAGGUUUUAAAAACAGACAAGUAUUUUAUCAGGUAAACAUUCCUGAUUCCUGACUGUGCAACAUUAAUCUUUGGAAGGUUAGUGGCAGUAUACAUCAUAGGAAAUAAACAACCCACAAAUGAAAAGGUCUAUGGAUUCAUCUGUUUAAUAUAGGGAAAUAACAUUUUAUCAAUACUAGGCACCAUAAAAUGUAAACACAAUUACUGUCAUAAACCUGGAUAUACCUUCAAGGAUUCAAAGUGGCUUUUAGUUACCCUGUUUGCAUAUAGUGCAGAAAAGGUCUUCAUGUUAGCACUAUGUACAUUAAGAAGAGAUCCAAAUUACACAAAAGGCAGAUAA